AUGCUGGGAUUUCUAAUUACUCAGAGAGGAAUAGAAGUCGACCCUAGCAAAAUUGCAGCCAUCACGGCCAUGCCAACAUCCCGGAACGAGCGAGAGGUUCGAGGAUUUCUCGGGAAAAUCCAGUACAUUAGUCGCUUCAUCAGUAAACUCACUUCCACUUGCGAUCCUCUCUUCAAGCUUCUGAAGAAGGAUCAAAAAUUCGUCUGGAGUGACACUUGUCAACACGCCUUUGAUAAGGUGAAAGCUAAUUUGCAAUCCCCUCCUAUCCUCAUGUCUCCGAGGCCAGGAGUUCCUUUGAUUCUUUAUCUCACCGUCACCGAGUCAUCCAUGGGGAGCAUGUUGGCCCAAGAGAACGAGAACAAAGAGGAGGUAGCCAUCUACUACUUCAGCAAAAGGAUGACCGGUUACGAGUUGAACUAUUCUUCUGUGGAAAAAGUUUGUUGGGCACUAGCCUGGGUAACGAAGAGGUUGCGCCACUACAUGCAAGCCCACCCAAUCAAGCUAGUGUCGAGACUCGAUCCCAUUCGUUUCUUGUUUCAAAGAACUCUUCUUUCGCCGCGUCUUGCUAAAUGGAUGAUGAUGAUUUCAGAAUAUGACAUCACAUAUACCGUGCAAAAGUCGAUCAAGGGGAGUAUAGUGGCUGAUUUCCUAGCUGAUCAACUAAUCACCAUUGAAGACGAUGACAAAGAAAUGGUCUUCCCAGAUGAUGAGAUCAUGGUUGUUCAAUCCGAAACGUGGAAGUUAAUGUUCGAUGGCGCGUCGGGCAGACAUGGUUACGGCAUUGGUAUCCUUUUGAUCGAUCCUGCUGGCACGUAUAAUCCUACUUCUGUUAAUUUGAGUUAUAGUGUCACCAACAACGAGGCUGAGUACGAAGCAUGCAUUGCUGUGAUCAAGUUAGCUAGCGAGAAGAGGAUUAGCAGAUUGGAGGUUAUUGGAGACUCGAAUCUUGUAAUCUCACAAGCCAAUGGGGAUUGGCAGGUCAAAGGCGACAAUCUUAAACCUUAUCAUUCUUUUCUCAUGCGUUUAAUCGCCAAAUUCGAAAGUGUUGUUUUCAUCCAUGCUUCAAGGAGUCAGAACCGUUUCGCUGACGCACUUGCAACUCUCGCGGCAAUGACUCAAAUUCCCGAAGGAAUCAAGAUCAAGCCACUCAAAAUCCAACAAAGGUGCAAUCGCAUCUAUGAGAAACUAGUGGUUGCUAACACUAGUAUCUCAAGCAAACCUUGGUUCGAGCCCAUUCAAUCAUAUAUCAAAAGGGGGGAAUACCCUGCCCACUUUCAGAAGAAAGAGCGUCGCGCUCUCCGUCAGUUUGCCACUAGCUAUGUGGUUGUGGCGGGAUGUCUCUAUCGACGAUCUUUUGAUGGACAAAACAUGCUUUGUGUAGAUCAGGCGGAGUCUACUACCAUCAUGGAAGAAGUGCAUGCUGGGAAUUGCGGUUCCCACAUGAAUGGCAUGGCUCUUGCUAAGAAAGUUCUUCGGCUAGGCUACUUUUGGCAGAACUUGGAACAAGAUUGCAUUGCGUUCGUCAAGAAGUGUCACCAGUGUCAAAUUUAUGCUAAUCUAAAGCAUACUCCCGCUUCUCUCCUCUAUAACAUGACUUCUCCAUGGCCAUUUUCUACAUGGGGAAUCGACAUCAUUGGGAAAAUCCACCCUCACGCAUCCAAUGGCCAUGAAUUCAUAUUGGUCGCUAUCGAUUACUUUACCAAGUGGGUUGAGGCUUCUUCAUUCAAAAUCCUCAAAUCCUACCACGUGGCAAAGUUCAUUCGCAAUAAUAUCAUUAGUCGAUACGGGGUUCCCCAUUCGAUGAUUUCCGAUAAUGGACGACACUUUCAAGGUAAUGUGCUCGAACUUUUAAGAGAAUUCAAAAUCGAGCAUCAUAAGUCUUCACCAUAUCGACCGCAAACCAACGGGGCAGUCGAGGCUUCUAACAAGAACGUGAUCUCAAUCUUGAAGAAAACCACACAAACAUAUAGGGAUUGGCAUGAGAAGCUACCCUAUGCUCUGUGGGGUUACCGAACCACCGCUCGGACCUCUACAGGCGAAACUCCUUAUUCGUUGGUAUAUGGCAUGGAGGCAGUUCAACCCAUUGAGUUGGAAUUGCCUACUCUCAGGGUUCUUUUGGAGAGCCACGUCAUCGAGGAAGAUUGGCUGAAGUCCAGAUACGAUCAACUAUCACUCAUGGAGGACUGA
This is a messenger RNA of Impatiens glandulifera, 2187 nucleotides long. RefSeq lists its product as uncharacterized. Lineage: Eukaryota; Viridiplantae; Streptophyta; Magnoliopsida; Ericales; Balsaminaceae. The coding region runs from base 1 to 2187 and encodes 728 amino acids. The record is from RefSeq and is a predicted model, not a curated record. The transcript has a single exon. Gene Ontology annotation, biological process: DNA integration. Gene Ontology annotation, molecular function: nucleic acid binding; RNA-DNA hybrid ribonuclease activity.